Messenger RNA from Brienomyrus brachyistius, 1524 nucleotides. RefSeq lists its product as uncharacterized. The coding region runs from base 156 to 1448 and encodes 430 amino acids. The transcript has 11 exons. NCBI's taxonomy places the organism in Eukaryota, Metazoa, Chordata, Actinopteri, Osteoglossiformes, Mormyridae. The record is from RefSeq and is a predicted model, not a curated record.
AAGGCAGAGGAGCCCCCAGCCUCCUUGCUGCCCCCCUGGUGUCCCGGCUUUGCAUAGUAGACCAUAUACACAUCUGAUCUGAACAAUUUUCACUCUUGUUCACUUAUGCUUGUGGGUAUUGUGACUCAGGUCAGGUCUUCAGGAUACGACAAAACAUGCAGCAGAAGAUGCAUGAACCAGUCAGAGGAACAUCACUGACCAUCCGCAUCAGGAUCCAUUGCAUUUACUCCAUUCUUCUUGCUGUUCUUUGGACACCUUGGACCACUGGCUCACAGACAGGCCGGUUCCCGAAACCCACCAUGGAGGUGGAGCCAAAGAUUGUGUCCUGGACCCAGUUGGCCACUGUGCGCUGUUCUGCUCAGAAAGGAUAUCGUUGUAACUUCUACACCAACGAGAGUCAUGUGCCCUUUAAGACGGUUCAGUUCAAGAGUUUGUCUGGGAUCUGUCAGGCUCAGGUGAUGUGGAAUGAGGUGUCCAUGAGUUCUCAUAAUGUGGUCAUUGUCAGCUGUGAUGUGGAGGUGAACGUAGAAAGUGGAAUUCCCCGCUCCCCCCGCAGUGAUGGUCAGAUCUUCCAGGUCAUUGACCUGACAAGCGAACUCCAUGUGGAUUCGAUGCGGGAUGCACGGCUGGGAGAUGUCGCCAGGCUUCGUUGCACGGCCAAGCAAGGGACACGCUGCCAGUUCAUCGCCGGCGUGGGGGAGGCCGUCCUGGACACAGUGUUAUUCAGACAUGGUGUCUGUCAGCUGUCUGUGCCCGGCCGGGAGCUGCUGCGGCACAGCCAGGGCGGGAUAGGUCCGGUGCCGGUCCGCUGUGUGGUGGAGUUGGAGCUGCGGGACGGUGCUCUUCGCACCUCUAAGCCGAGUGCGGCCAUCACCAUCGAGGUGCACGACUUUGAAGAGUAUACAACUCAGUUCACGGCAAGCUUGAAAUAUGAUGCAACUGAAGCCAGCACUUUUUCCGAUACAGUGAGCGUCACAGCACCAGCAAUAACUGUGGAUUCUCCGAAGGGCGUCCACAUGCUGCUCUGGUCAGUGAUUGGGGGUCUCUCUGCACUAUUCCUGAUGGGAGUCCUGAUCACGCUCCUCACACUCAAGCAAAACUUCAGCUGUUGUAAGAGGAAUCCACAGCAAGUCCCUGAUGCAGCAGACGCUUCUGCAGCCGAUUCCCAUAUGACUGGAUCUGACCUGCAAAAUUACAGGGGUUCAUCUCCACGGCUGGUGCAGGACCUAGAAAGCGACGUUUGCUAUGCUUCAGUACUGCAUCCCAAUAGCUCACAUUUCCCGCCUUCUGAACGUGUCACCAUGGAGACGCAAGAUGUCACAACAUGUUUAUAUGCCACUGUGAACAAACCAAGCAGGUGUACACCUGUAUACAGCACCGUGAGGGAACAAGGCGGAAUGAAGAGCACUGGGAUGUCAGGGAACCUCGGCAGUAGAGGUGUAGUGUGAUUGUUAUUGUGACAUUUUGUAAACAGGCCUUCGCCUAUAUGGACACACAUCAGUUUACUCAGCCUCAUUAGCAGUC